AUUCACAAUACUCACGUUUGCCUAUUCAGACCAUCUUCUCUUACACUGAAAGGUAAAGAAAUGUUGAUCUGUUUUCACGUGGACAUUGGCGGAAGAGCUACAUUCAAACGUCACAUUCCGGAAUGUUCCACAGCGGUGUGUUCCGACGACUGAGCGAUAAAUAGCUAUCCUCGUCACCGUCUGUACACCCCUGCAUUUUACGGAAGUGGUUUCGUCCGCCCACAUGGGUCCUGACCGAGUGCUGAGGAGUUUCUUUCCCAAAUUCAGUUCUUCAGCUUUCGGUCUUAAUUCUUAAAACUACAUCGACAUAAACAACUGAUGAAGGCCGAGGACAGUGACAUGGCAACCACAGAAGCUCCCCCUCCAUCGAACAGUGAAGAAUCUAAGCUACAUUUCAGAAAGAUAAAUGAGCAACAAGUGGAUGAUAUCUGCCUUCACUUCUUCUACAAACCACACACCAUCACCCUUCUGGCAGCUACCUUGCUCGGUCUGAUGUACUUCGCCUUCACCAGGGAAGAUGAAAACCAAGACGGCAACAUCCGUGUUGGUGUGUUAUUGGUUGUUGUUUUCUUCAUGGUCAUCAGCAUACUGACUUUUCCGAAUGGACCCUUCAGAAGACCUCAUCCUGCAAUAUGGAGAAUGGUUUUUGGUCUCAGUGUGCUCUACUUCCUGUUUCUUGUCUUUAUCAUCUUCCUCAAUUGGAAACAAGUGAAGAGUCUGAUGUACUGGCUGGAUCCAAAUCUGCGUUCUGCCAAACGGGAAGUUGACAUAAUGGAAUAUGCUACAAACUGCAGUGACAUAACAUGGAACCGCAUCGUGAACCACUUGGACAUCUUUGCAUUCGCCCACUUCACAGGCUGGGCCUUGAAGGCCCUGCUGAUCCGCAGCUAUGGCCUCUGCUGGACAAUAAGCAUCACCUGGGAACUCACUGAGCUCUUCUUCAUGCACCUUCUGCCAAACUUUGCAGAGUGCUGGUGGGAUCAGUUGAUUCUGGAUAUCUUAUUGUGUAAUGGAGGAGGAAUCUGGCUGGGGAUGACAGUCUGUCGCUACCUGGAGAUGAGGAUCUAUCGCUGGGGCAGCAUCAAAAAAAUCCACUCCACCACGGGGAAGAUAAAGCGAGCUGUGCUUCAGUUUACACCGGAAAGAUGGACCUAUGUGCGCUGGUUUGAUCCAAAUUCCUCUUUCCAGAGACUGGCAGGAAUCUACCUCUUUAUGAUCGUAUGGCAGCUGGCAGAGCUGAACACGUUUUUCCUGAAGCACAUCUUCGUCUUCCAGGUCUCUCACCCUCUUAGCUGGUGUCGUAUCCUGCUAAUUGCAGCUAUCACUGCACCCACUGUGCGGCAGUAUUAUGCAUACCUGACAGACACUCGGUGUCAGCGGGUUGGUACACAGUGCUGGGUGUUUGGGGCCAUUACAUUCCUGGAAGCUCUCCUUUGUGUGAAAUUUGGUGUUGACUUGUUUUCCCAUGCUGAAAUUUUGUAUGUGGUUCUCUGGUUGCUUUGCCUGGCACUUAUCACACUCCUGUGUCUGUAUGGCAUGGUUUGGUUUGAAAGAAAUAAGCUAAAGAGCACUUUUGUACAAGAUGAGGACAGAGGUUCCUUGUGCCAUGAUGAAAACACAGAUCAGAAAGAUUCAUUGGGACUUUCGCACCUAGCAAGACGGAGGAAGUGUAUUGCUAGGGACAGCAGUGUGAGCAGCGACGAGGAAACAACGAACAAGCAUUAAAAUAUUCUUUUUUUAAUUUUUUUUUAUUGGAUGCCAAAUUGAAUUGACAUUUACUUUUGUAUCACUGGUUUUAUAAGUCGCUGAAAACCAAAAAGCUGUAGUAAAGAUGCCAUUCAAAGACUCAGUUAAAUAUUCUAAUAUGUUUGAGAGCCAGAAACAAAAUGUUUGUGGACCUGCAUGAUUAAAGUUUGGGAUGCUAAAUAUAUGAACCAAAAAAAAGAGGCUCCGGUGGACUGUUCUACCGUCAGCAUGCAUCUUAAAUUUUUUGCACUCCGGUCUAGUUUGCAUUUUAUAUGUUUAACAUUUUGUAAGAUAUUAAAAUUAGUCAAGUAGAUUAUUCUAGUGAAUUGUUUUUUCUUUGCCAAACUGAAUUUUGCACUUGUAUUUGAGACAGUUGAUCAGGUUUUUAAGCAAUUUUCUUCAAUAUAAGCUGCACUUUAAAGUUUUUGUUUACUCACUACAGGUCAGACUAAGCUACUUUUACUAAACAAAUAAGCUCAGUGUGUUUUAUUGUGACUAAUGCUGUCCAAUUUGUCAAAAUGUGGUAUCUUUGACAUCUAAAAGAGCAUCAGAAUGUAACAGCUUGAAUGGAAAAAUGUAUGUUGUUUAUAACAAAAGGCAGUACUUGAGUUGUUAACGUUGUUAGUUUUUCAUGUUGUAAAUUGCAUUUACUGCACAAAAUGUCCAAAGCACUGAGGGACCUGAGUCCCUUAAAAACUUAUGUCUUACUACUGUGAAAUAACACUUUAUGUAAUAAAAAUUAUAUUGUUUGAUGCAUUGUAAACAUGAUGCACCAUGAGGUGAUGUGAAUGUUUCUAUUCUGCUUUUUCAAUUUAAUGAGUUUAAUGAUCACGUGGAAAAAAAAAUCUGUUUGUGAAUCAUAAAA
This is a messenger RNA of Poeciliopsis prolifica (blackstripe livebearer), 2611 nucleotides long. It is a transcript of the gene ptdss1b, whose product is annotated as phosphatidylserine synthase 1b. Gene Ontology annotation, molecular function: L-serine-phosphatidylethanolamine phosphatidyltransferase activity. Gene Ontology annotation, biological process: phosphatidylserine biosynthetic process. Bases 319 to 1725 code for a protein of 468 amino acids. The record is from RefSeq and is a predicted model, not a curated record. The transcript is spliced from 14 exons. NCBI's taxonomy places the organism in Eukaryota, Metazoa, Chordata, Actinopteri, Cyprinodontiformes, Poeciliidae.